Pollicipes pollicipes is the source of this 1580-nucleotide messenger RNA. RefSeq lists its product as uncharacterized. The transcript is spliced from 2 exons. The coding region runs from base 213 to 830 and encodes 205 amino acids. The record is from RefSeq and is a predicted model, not a curated record. Lineage: Eukaryota; Metazoa; Arthropoda; Thecostraca; Pollicipedomorpha; Pollicipedidae.
UCAGCAGGCGGCGUGUGACGCCACCCACUUCCGGUGCGCCCGUCAACAAACUGCGCCCGUCACCGCUAUCGAGGGUCGAAGGUCCUGACACGCGGAGGACGUGGCCGAAGCAGCGACGCCCCUACAUAACGGCCGCCGGACGGUGGGCGAGCAGCAGUGGAGCGGUGACCCGGGGAGCGAUCGCACCAACGCCGUCCAGAGCGCAGCACGCCAUGACUGGCCUGAUUAGUUUUGCGGUACUUGUGGUAUGUGCAUCAGCAGCUGUCAGAAGACCACUGGGGCUCAGCCAGGACGGCACCUACUGGCCUGAGAAGGCUCAGGGCCGUGAGCGACUCCUGGGGCUCAGCCAGGACGGCACCUACUGGCCUGAGAAGGCUCAGGGCCGUGAGCGACUCCUGGGGCUCAGCCAGGACGGCACCUACUGGCCUGAGAAGGCUCAGGGCGGUGAGCGACUCCUGGGGCUCAGCCAGGACGGCACCUACUGGCCUGAGAAGGCUCAGGGCGGCGAACGACUCCUGGGGCUCAGCCAGGACGGCACCUACUGGCCUGAGAAGGCUCAGGGCGGCGAACGACUCCUGGGGCUCAGCCAGGACGGCACCUACUGGCCUGAGAAGGCUCAGGGCGGUGAACGACUCCUGGGGCUCAGCCAGGACGGCACCUACUGGCCGGAACUCGCCGACAACUCUCACGGCGGAGCCGGCGCGGCUCGCGGAGGUCAGGGGUCAGGGAUGUCCAGUCGCCGCCAGCGUCGUCCGGAGGGGCUCAACGGCAACCACGGCUAUGGCAGGUCCUUCAACCCGGCCGCCGAGUCUGCCGGAUCCCGGCAGUAGAUGAUCGCGCCUGUUCGGUGUGUGUGUGCGUGGGGGGGGGGGGGGCCGGCCAGGCCUGUCGGCCUGCGUGGCUCAGCUGAAACGGAGUGGCUCGAGCCGAAAGGUCUUUAGCGAAUGGCAAGAGUGGUCUGGGCCCGGCACUGCAGAUAGCGCACUAAUGUUCUGACUGUCCGAUCUGGUCAUCUAACUCGACCGGUGGGUGUCGCAACAAGGCGCAAUGGCCGCCGCCCGGCAUUGUAACGGGGCGCAACGGCCGCCGCCCGGCACUGCGGUGACCGGCGGAAAACUGUGCUCCCUGGAUGGCUGGGACCAGCAGGCAUCGGCAUGGCCCCAAGGCUUGUUGUAGACGUCCCCCUGGAUGGCUGGGACCAGCACGCAUCGGGACCGUCCCGAGGCCUGUUGUAGACGUCUCCCAGGAUGGCUUGGACCAGCACACAUCGGGACCGCACUGCAGCCUCCUGUUGUAGACGUCGCUGAAGUGGCCAUAUAGUCGAUGUUUUCGCUCUUGUUUUGGACGGUCUGUACGAAAAUGCACUGGAAUGCUCUGCGUUAUUAGAGCAGCUUGACCUAAUGAUAGUUUUGGUAUUGUUGCACGGUGUCGCUAUCGAUUUGGAAAGAUUUUGCGUGCAUUGCUACCUCCUACUCUGAUAUCUUGUUACUAACCAGCCAAUGUUGUCAAAAAAGAUUAGUAAUUACACCUUGUUGAAUGGUGCCAUACCAUGCCGCAGGUAAAUAAACAAAUAAGCGUUA